CAUGACAUUAUUAUAAAAAUCAGUGAUGCACGAUUGAUUUGCUUGGUAAAAAAUCAUGGAAGAUACAGCGACAAUCGUGCUUGAUUCCACGGUGAGAAGUCAAAAUUCGAGUCAUUCGAAGGAAUCGAAGGAUUCUGUGAAUUCGGAACUGAAACCAGAGAGUUAUCUGGAAUCAAAACACUCAAAAGAUGUCCUUAUCCCGGAAAAGCAACAGCUGCAACAACAACAUCAGUUAUCAAGGCGUUCGGAAAAUCAGCAGGAUCUGCGAGUGACUUCCGAAGCCAAAGAUGACUCAAAUCUGCUCAUGUUCACAUCUUGUGGACAAUUGCUGCUUGGUGUUGUCUUAGUCGUCUUUGGUAUCCUGGUGCUCGUCCAUGGUGCUUCUUUGGGCGGAUCUGGUGCAGGACUCUGGGCAGGUGCAGCCGCUCUAGUUGCUGGUGCACUAGGAGUGGUUGCAACAUUAGCGGCCUCGUCUACUAAAACAAAUUCUGCCUUUUCAUCCGCUCAUCUUGCGUCCAGUUUGAUCGCACUUGCUCUCUCAAACAUGGCCACUAUAACAGCAUUAACGGCGGUCGUCAGGGAUUCACAGAGGGCACCAGACGUGUCAUUUCUUAGCCUUUCGGGUAAUGAUAGCAAUGUGAUGGAAGUAGAUAACGGCUUGGCGGGUUUGUUAGCGAGCAUUGGCCUAUUAGUGGCUAGCGUGGCAGAGCUAUUAGUAUCCGGUUAUAGUUGUUUGACCUUGACACCGAAGUUAUGUGGCUGCCUGCGAGCGAAUACUACCGAUGAGAUGGUGAUUGACGGUCAUCUGAAGACGAGUAAUAUGGUUCACCAGUGGGUUGUCACGCAAAAUCAUAUGCCAACUAAAAACCAACAACCACCUGUUUACUUAGUGCACCCGAUGCCAGUGCCAAUACAUCCAAUGAUUCAGCCACCAUACGGUAUGCCAUCGACACCCGGAGGAUUUGUAUCUGCUAGAUCUCUUCCACCGAUGCCAUAUGGUGCUAUGCCUAUGUUAUCUCAUAUGCCUCCGUAUCCUGGACGGCCGCAAUCUCAGAUGUUCCGAUCAAAACACAAACGUCAGCCGUUCGCAGAUCAGGAAGAAACAAAAAGGCAUACUGAAGUUAAAAAUGAAUCUCCAAAGAUGAUCAACGAAGAUCAAGUUGAUUUGGCUCAGACUUACACGGGAUUAGACAAAAGAAUUUCCGAGGAAUUUAUUUCAAUCGCGAUGGAUCCAGAUAGAAAAUCAAAAGUUUCUAGCUGUCAUGGCAGUGAAAUUGGAACUGCAAAAACUUUUUGA
Messenger RNA from Atta colombica, 1297 nucleotides. RefSeq lists its product as uncharacterized. Lineage: Eukaryota; Metazoa; Arthropoda; Insecta; Hymenoptera; Formicidae. Bases 56 to 1297 code for a protein of 413 amino acids. The transcript has 5 exons. The record is from RefSeq and is a predicted model, not a curated record.